Messenger RNA from Notothenia coriiceps (black rockcod), 2026 nucleotides. Its product is annotated as DNA (cytosine-5)-methyltransferase 1. NCBI's taxonomy places the organism in Eukaryota, Metazoa, Chordata, Actinopteri, Perciformes, Nototheniidae. The record is from RefSeq and is a predicted model, not a curated record. The transcript is spliced from 18 exons. The coding region runs from base 125 to 2026 and encodes 633 amino acids. Gene Ontology annotation, molecular function: zinc ion binding; DNA binding.
AGCAAUCGAGAGACAGUCAUUGUGGAGAAGCGCUGUAGUUACAAACGGCGUUUUUAACAUUGUUUUAACGGAUUUUUAAAGCAGUUUUAUUGUUUUAUCUCAAACGUUAACCUAGCUGUGUACCAUGCCAUCCAGGACUUCCCUGUCUUUGCCAGAGGAUGUCAGGAAAAGGCUGCAGGUGCUGGGCGAGGAUGGAGAUUCGGAGGAGGAUCAUGUGAAAGAGAAACUCAAGUUGGUUCAGGACUUCCUGCAUGUUGAUGCUCAAGAUCAACUGACCAGCCUGGAAGACAAGAUGAACAAAUCCGAGAUCUCAAUGGAGAUCUACAUCUCUAAAGUAAAGGCCUUGCUGGGAAAAGAGCUUCAUCUUGAAAAGGGCUCUCAUGUGGAUGACGUGGAGCAGAAUGGAAAGACGAAUGGCUCGUCAAAUGGUUCCCAAAAAGAUGAGAACACUGAAGAUGUAACCAUGGAUGUACAGGAGGAAGAGGAGGCUGUCAAGUCACCAACUGCCUCCAAAGGGAAGGGAGGCCGUAAGAGCAAAGCAAAUUCUGACACUAAAAAGUCUCCAGCCAGCUCCAGGGUUACAAGAAACUCUGGAAAACAGCCAACCAUCCUGUCGAUGUUCUCUAAAGUUCAGAAGCGCAAGUCUGAAGACUUGAAUGUCGAAGCUACUAAUGGACAAAAAUCUACAAAUGGACAAAAGGAAGUUACGGAAGAGGAUGUUGAGGAGGUCCAGGAGGAGAAACGUCUGAAAGUGGAAUCAGAUGAAAAAUCUGCUCCAGACAAAUUGACGACUGAAACAACUACGCCAGUUUCUGCUGCAAAGACACCACCACCCAAAUGUACAGACUGCAGACAAUACUUGGAUGACUCUGACCUUAAGUUCUUUCAGGGGGAUCCUGAUAAUGCGCUGGAUGAACCAGAAAUGUUAACAGAUGAGCGCCUCUCCCUGUUUGACUCUAAUGAGGAUGGAUUUGAGAGCUAUGAUGAUCUGCCACAGCACAAGAUCACAAACUUCAGCAUUUAUGACAAGCGGGGCCACCUUUGUCCGUUUGACUCUGGCCUGAUUGAGAAGAAUGUGGAGCUCUACUUCAGCUGUGUGGUCAAACCCAUCUAUGAUGACAACCCUUGCUUGGAUGGCGGGGUUCCUUCCAAGAAGCUUGGACCCAUCAAUGCCUGGUGGAUCACUGGUUUUGAUGGUGGAGAAAAAGCCUUAAUUGGUUUUACUACAGCUUUUGCCGAUUACAUCCUGAUGCAGUCCAGUGAGGAGUAUGCUCCCAUAUUUGCUGUGAUGCAGGAGAAGAUCUAUAUGAGCAAGAUAGUGGUGGAGUUCCUUCAGAAGAAUCGUGAUGCUAGUUAUGAGGACCUUCUCAACAAGAUUGAGACCACCGUGCCUCCUGCGGGGCUGAACUUCAACCGCUUCACAGAGGACACGCUGCUGCGCCACGCCCAGUUUGUGGUGGAGCAGGUGGAGAGCUACGAUGAGGCCGGGGACACUGAUGAGCAGCCAAUCGUAGUUACUCCCUGCAUGAGGGACCUGAUCAAACUCGCCGGAGUCACUCUGGGAAAGAGCAUGCUGCUGUACUGGAGAGCUGCCAGAAGACAGUCCAUUCGUCACCCUACAAAGAUCGAGAAAGACAAGGGACCAACUAAGGCGACCACUACCACGCUGGUGUACCAGAUCUUUGAUACCUUCUUCUCUGAUCAGAUAGAGCAGAAUGAUAAAGAAAAUGGUGGGGUCAAGAGACAGCGCUGUGGCGUCUGUGAGGUAUGCCAAUCUCCUGACUGUGGAAAGUGUCCAGCUUGCAAGGACAUGAUCAAGUUUGGUGGAAGUGGCAAAAGCAAGCAGGCUUGUAAGCAGAGAAGAUGCCCAAACCUUGCCGUAAAGGAGGCUGAGGAUGAUGAGACCAUUGAAGAGGAAGAGUUUCCUGUGAAGGCCAAAAAGGUUACUAAAGUCAAGAGGAAGAAGCAGGCCCAGUGCAAGCUGUCGUGGAUCGGAGAGCCAGCGCAGGUGUGUUACUUCUCCUAA